This is a messenger RNA of Lepus europaeus (European hare), 1715 nucleotides long. RefSeq names its product interleukin-2 receptor subunit alpha-like. Gene Ontology annotation, molecular function: interleukin-2 binding; interleukin-2 receptor activity. Gene Ontology annotation, biological process: inflammatory response. Bases 31 to 801 code for a protein of 256 amino acids. The transcript is spliced from 8 exons. NCBI's taxonomy places the organism in Eukaryota, Metazoa, Chordata, Mammalia, Lagomorpha, Leporidae. The record is from RefSeq and is a predicted model, not a curated record.
UUGCUGCUCUGGGGAUUAGUCACGUUCAUCAUGGUGCCUGGCUUCAGGACAGACUUCUGUGACGAUCCGCCACAGCUCAGCAAAGCCACCUUCAGGGCCCUCGCCUACAAGAUCGGCACCAUGUUAACCUGUGACUGCGAGGCUGGCUUCCGCCGAGUUAAAUACGGGUCAUCCUACAUGCGUUGUACAGGAAACUCCAGCCACUCUUUCUGGGACAACAAAUGUCAAUGCACAAGCAAUUCUCUUAGGAAUCCAGAAAAUGUUACAACUCAACCUGAAGAACAGACAGAAGGAAAAACCACAGAAACGCAAAGUCAAAUGGAGCCUGAGGACCACGUGGACCUUCCAGGUCACUGCAAGGAGCCUCCACCUUGGGAACAUGAAGCUAAGAAGAGAAUUUAUCAUUUUGUCGUGGGGCAGACAGUUCACUACCAGUGCGUCCAAGGAUUCCGGGCCCUCCAGAGGCAUCCGGCCGUGAGUGUCUGCAAAAUGGCCUGUGAAAAAACAAGCUGGACCCUGCCCCUGCUCACCUGUGCAGAGGAAAGCCAGCACCAUCAAUUUCCAGGUGAAGAAGAGCCUCAAGCAAGCAUGGAUGCCCCUCCUGAGAGCAAGACUUCCUGCCCUGUCACCACAACAGAUUUUCAGAAGCAUACAGAAGUGGCUACCACCGUGGAGACGUUGCUAUUCACAGAGGAGUAUCAGAUAGCAGUGGCCGGCUGUGGAUUCCUGCUCAUCAGCGUCCUCCUUCUGAGCGUGCUCAGCUGGCAGCGGAAAUGGAAGAAGAGUAGAAGAACAAUCUAGAAAAGAGUGGCAAGAAGACAAGAACAGUCAAAGAAGUUAUGAAGCACAAGCAAAAUCCAAGAUGUUAAACACUCACCCAACAGGCAUCUCUGUGAUUCCUUGAAUUUUGGAAAGCUCUGAGGUCAUAUCAUAGGACACAGGGCAACUGCUAUCAAAGAGUGAGCUCUACUACUUCUAAGCAGAAAUUCUAAGGUCUUUGAAGGAGAAGGGAGGAACAACCAGAAUGCUCUGUCUUAUUUUCAUGAAUAUGUGUUUAUCAGAGCUUGAAUGGUAUGGAACUCUCCAUGCCACAUACAAUGUAAAGAAAAGUAGCUUUAUGCCAAUUUCAUCCAACUUCCCAAUUUAGAAAUCCUAGGCAAAACCUAAGCACUAAUGACUAAUAUAAGUAACACACACACACACACACACUUUACCCUACGUAAUCAGACAUCCUCCACGUAGAUUCUUUUCCUGCCUCUGGUUGACUAGCCCAUUCUCCAGAUGACGUUGCUUAAGGAACAUUUUUAAAGAACUCUGGACUAGUUAGAAGAAUCAUUUUGUCCUUAGCUCAGUAUCCUGAGCUAACAUCUUCUAUUGAAUUUCUGAAAAACAGAAACCAUGGCAGAAUAAUCUUUGGGCAACACCAAAUAAGGACAACCAAGCCCUUGGAAUUGUAGAGCUUCAAUAUUUGAAAGAAUUUUACUGGAGUUCAUGUUGGGAGAAGAAGGAUAAGCUAGGUUGCAGGUAACGAAUUACACUUAGCAAAAUGCUUUACAUGUACAUUACUAAUAGAUCCCGUUAAGGGUUAGUUUUUUGGGAAUUCUAUAAACGGUACUCUGAACUUGGCCUGCACUAAUUUGAUGUUUACAGAUAGACACGCGAUGUGCAGAUGCAUAUGUUUCCCACUAAGUGUCAUAAAAACAUUGCAGAGAGAU